Ostrea edulis (European flat oyster) is the source of this 1668-nucleotide messenger RNA. RefSeq names its product eukaryotic translation initiation factor 3 subunit A-like. The transcript has 7 exons. The record is from RefSeq and is a predicted model, not a curated record. Bases 1 to 1650 code for a protein of 549 amino acids. Lineage: Eukaryota; Metazoa; Mollusca; Bivalvia; Ostreida; Ostreidae.
AUGAAGGUUGGUCUUCUGUGCAUCGUUCUGCUCUGCGGGGUCCUGCUUGCUCAGGCCAGACCAAAGGGACCAAAGAAAGGUGGAGAAAAAGAUGAUUCAGAGAUUGAUCUUCUUGAGCGUAUGCUGGAUGAGUUAGAGGAAAAUGCCAAAGAUGAGGACGAAGACAGACGAAGACCUCCCCCCAAGAAAGAUGACGGAGAUGAUAAGAAAGGUGGCAGACGAAGACGUCCCAAGAAAGACGGUGAUGAUGAUAAAGAUGGUAAACGAAGACCUCCCAAGAAAGAGGAUGGAGAUAAUGAAGACAAUGAUAAACAAAAGCCACCAAAAAAGGAGGAACGUGAAAAUGAAGGACCCCGUCGUAGACCACCACCAAAGGAGGAACGUGAAAAUGAUGAGGAAGGUGGCAAACGAAGACGUCCCAAGAAAGAUGGUGGAGAUGAUGAGGAAGAUGGUAAACGGAGACGUCCCAAGAAAGACGGUGAUGAUGAUAAAGAUGGUAAACGAAGACCUCCCAAGAAAGAGGAUGGAGAUAAUGAAGACGAUGAUAAACAAAAGCCACCAAAAAAGGAGGAACGUGAAAAUGAAGGACCCCGUCGUAGACCACCACCAAAGGAGGAACGUGAAAAUGAAGAAGGACCCCGCCGUAGACCACCACCAAAGGAGGAACGUGAAAAUGAUGAGGAAGGUGGCAAACGAAGACGUCCCAAGAAAGAUGGUGGAGAUGAUGAGGAAGAUGGUAAACGAAGACGUCCCAAGAAAGACGGUGAUGAUGAUAAAGAUGGUAAACGAAGACCUCCCAAGAAAGAGGAUGGAGAUAAUGAAGACGAUGAUAAACAAAAGCCACCAAAAAAGGAGGAACGUGAAAAUGAAGGACCCCGCCGUAGACCACCACCAAAGGAGGAACGUGAAAAUGAUGAGGAAGAUGGUAAACGAAGACCUCCCAAGAAAGAGGAUGGAGAUAAUGAAGACGAUGAUAAACAAAAACCACUAAAAAAGGAGGAACGAGAAAAUGAAGAAGGACCCCGUCGUAGACCACCACCAAAGGAGGAACGUGAAAAUGAAGAAGGACCCCGCCGUAGACCACCACCAAAGGAGGAACGUGAAAAUGAUGAGGAAGGUGGCAAACGAAGACGUCCCAAGAAAGACGGUGGAGAUGAUGAUAAAGAUGGACCCCGCCGUAGACCACCACCAAAGGAGGAACGUGAAAAUGAUGAGGAAGGUGGCAAACGAAGACGUCCCAAGAAAGACGGUGGAGAUGAUGAUAAAGAUGGUAAACGAAGACCUCCCAAAAAAGAAGAUGGAGAUAAUGAAGACAAUGAUAAACAAAAGCCACCAAAAAAGGAGGAACGAGAAAAUGAAGAAGGACCCCGCCGUAGACCACCACCAAAGGAGGAACGUGAAAAUGAUGAGGAAGAUGGUAAACGAAGACCUCCCAAGAAAGAGGAUGGAGAUAAUGAAGACAAUGAUAAACAAAAGCCACCAAAAAAGGAGGAACGUGAAAAUGAAGAAGGACGCCGCCGUAGACCACCACCAAAGGAGGAACGUGAAAACGAAGAAGGACGCCGCCGUAGACCACCACCAAAGGAGGAACGUGAAAAUGAAGACGAUAACCGACGAAAACCUCCAAGGAAAUGUAAUGGAGAUGAUUAAGAUAGUGAUUGACAAAAA